UUACCGAUACUGUCAUAUGUCAUUUGGUGAAUCGAUGUGUUUGACAGAUCACUCUAUUUCGUGUUAGUUAGAGCAAAUAUUCGAGAACGACGGAAAAAAAGAGCGACGAAUAAUUAAAUGAGCUAGACAAUUAUGGAAAAAGAGCAGGAAAUUUUGGGCCGGCUACGCCAAGAUAUUAUUGAUAAUAAUUUGCAUGUGAAAGCGAUAAUACAGGACAUAACUGGAUUUCGUGGCACGAUAGAAGAGCUAAAUCAAUUCAAUGAGGCUGGACGUGCAAAAUUGGCAUUGCUACGCAAGAGUAUUGAACGUUUAGAUGAUUAUGUGGCCGAUCUCAAUAAUCCAACGCUAUCAGCCGAAAUUGAUUCACAUCGACAACAAUUUACCAGAACAUUGCAAGCAUUCCGUCGGGCAAACAUUAACACAAUGCUGGAAAUCGAGAAAUUGGAUAAAGCUGAACUAUUUUCGAAUACAAGCGAAGUACGCCAUCGUUCUGUGGGCCAAUCAAAGCAUGCACAAUCGAGUUUGGCCUAUCAACAGGAUAGUGUCACGGAAAAAAUGCUGUCUAUAACACGCCAUUUAUCGGAAACAACCAACAAAAGUGCAGAAACAUUAGAAGCAUUGGUUGCAUCGUCGACCAACGUUGAAGGAACCAAUGAUGAGCUCCAUAAUACAGCCGGUUCCAUUUUACAUUCCAGAAAAUUACUGAAAAAAUACGGACGACGAGAGUGUACCGAUAAGAUAUUAGUUUUCUUUGCAUUCACGCUUUUUAUCGUGGUUGUUUUUUAUAUUGUGCAAAAAAGACUUUUUUAACAUAGCCUUUCUUUUAAGUGUUCAAACAUAUUACAUUUUUUAUUUCUUCUUUUCUUCUUCGAUUUUUUUUUUAAUUUAUUCUGUCCGUUAAAUAUAAAAACUACACUAUAAAUCGAUAUUUGUAGUUUCUUUUUUAGUAGAGGGAAAGAAGAAAAAGAAGAUGAUUAUUGGGUUAUCAUUUCAAAAAAAAAAUACCUAUCUAAUUUUGUGAUAUGCGGUAAAUGUACGUGGUUGAGGAAUGAAAUGUUCAUAGAGAGUAAAAGAAAGUUUGACAUUUUUCGUAUGUUUACCCAAUUAUUGAAAAAAUGAUCGAUGAAAUGAAACGAAAUGAUUUUAUAAUGACAAUGACAAUGGGAAAAGCAUCAUUCAUUUUAUAAAUCAGAAGAAAAGUACACCUGUAAAAGGUUUAGGCUUAGAUAAUAGUGGUUAGGUCAGGGAAAAAUCAGAAGGGUAGCAAAGAAUGACACUUAGCCUUGGUAAAAAAAGUCAAAUCUUAGUCACCGAACACACCUUUUGCUACUUUAUUACAGUCAGUCUUUAAAUUUUAGCCGUGGAUAUAUUCAUUUGCUGAGUUUUCAACGGAUUUUUUUUACAAUUUCUAUUCGCUUCAAACUUAGAUGUGCAAAUGAUUGUAUUUUGUGCCAAAAAUACAUACAACUCAAACACAACCCUCCAAA
Messenger RNA from Sitodiplosis mosellana (orange wheat blossom midge), 1487 nucleotides. It is a transcript of the gene Sec20, whose product is annotated as vesicle transport protein SEC20. The transcript has 3 exons. Gene Ontology annotation, biological process: retrograde vesicle-mediated transport, Golgi to endoplasmic reticulum. Gene Ontology annotation, cellular component: SNARE complex; endoplasmic reticulum. Gene Ontology annotation, molecular function: SNAP receptor activity. Lineage: Eukaryota; Metazoa; Arthropoda; Insecta; Diptera; Cecidomyiidae. The coding region runs from base 133 to 810 and encodes 225 amino acids. The record is from RefSeq and is a predicted model, not a curated record.